AUGGUAGCAACAAACGGUGUCAACGGAAGCUCCAGCCAUGAAUACGGCAUGACUUUCGAAAUCACUCCACCAACCGCCGUCCGCCCCGGUGCUCCCUUCACCCUCCCCGUUAUCGUGGCCAUCCGAUCAGGGAACCCAGGGAACGGCACUGAACAAUUGGCUGCCAAUGUGUCUUUGAAAAGCGAAUCUGGCGCAACUGUCACAGGUCUAGGAGGCCCUCUUACUUCCAGCGUGCGCAGCCGCAACGGAAAUACGACCAGCGGAUACGCGAAGUUCAGCCCUCUUACUAUCUCGCAGCAGCCUGGGCGGUACAAGUUGCGGGUUAUGUUGGGAGCUGCUUCGCAGAACGGAGUUAUGGCCAAGGAAUUUAUUGACUCGGGAGUUAUUACUGUUGAUGGGGGGGCAUCAGCAUCUCAGAGGCCUACUGCAGCACAGGUAUCCAAACUCCGAAGCCUGACGGCGGAGAACAUCGAGAUAACAGACGCGGAAAUUGCAGCGUGGCAGCAGGCUUGA
Molecule: messenger RNA, 513 nt
Organism: Aspergillus glaucus CBS 516.65
Lineage: Eukaryota; Fungi; Ascomycota; Eurotiomycetes; Eurotiales; Aspergillaceae
Exons: 2
Coding region: 1-513 (170 amino acids)
Source: RefSeq, a predicted model, not a curated record